Amoebophrya sp. A25 is the source of this 707-nucleotide messenger RNA. The record is from the annotation of a GenBank genome assembly. Lineage: Eukaryota; Dinophyceae; Syndiniales; Amoebophryaceae.
GCGUGCUGUCGCGAGAGCUCGCGAGAAAGAGCUAGAGAUAACACGGGAGACUUCUGAGAUACGAUUUAUUCAGAAUCAAAGCGGUCCUCGUGUCACGGAUGUUGGCUGGCCUCUAAACUUAAGGGUGGUUCCCUCCUUGCAUGCUGCACUUGCAUCCCGCCUGAGUUGACCUUUUCUAAGAUGGAAACUCGUCAGGGAUGUUCUGAAGAGUGCAAUGUGGAAACCUCUAAUAUACUCACCACGAGAGUAUCCUGGCUUGGAACACGGUGCGGAGAUCUUCGGCGAAGCCUUCAAGCAGAUCGCACUAGAAAAAUUUGCAGAUCGCGAUUUUCUGUCCAAGUUAGGCCUUUUUUGAUUCAUCAUUCUGGGAUAUAUAUUGAUUCAUAUGCAUAGAGUACUUACUUAUCUGCCUCAUAAUUUGUAGGGAGGACUCAUGGGUAUUCACAGUUGUAAUGAUGGGCAUUGGUUCACAGCAGUGAUGGGCAUUCAAUCGUAGUAUGGUUUCUACUCAAAUAUGAGUGUCACUCAGGUAUAGGUGCUAAUAAAUGAGAACUGCCUGGGUGCCACAGCUCUAAUCUUCGCAAUGGACGAGAUGUCUCUGCGUGAUUGCAUGUCUUUGGCAGAUAUGGACCAAGAAUUGAAGACCCUAGUGAAACAAGAGCAGAAGCGUCGCGCUGGUGGCAUAGUGGCAGGCUUGGGCGAUGGAG